AUGGCACUUGCUGUUAGAGAAUGCACACUGGCACUUGUUUUUAUAACCACGUGGCUGUUAAUUAAAGCAAAUUUAGAUGUAUGCCCGGAAGGCGAUGUCACAGCAAUGCCUUCCCAGGAGAUCUCCCUUGGGUCAGCCAUCAAUAUUUCCUGUUCUCUGAAGAACAAUAUCAGUGCUACCAGGUUAAUCCUCUACAAGAACAAGAAAGAAAUUGCUUCUCACCGAGGUGAUUCCAUCAGUGCCCCAGUCACUGAUCUCCCCCUGGGGAAAACCGUGUUUGACUGCAAGCUGGUCUCUGCCAACACGGCCAAGAGACACGUGUGUGGAGUCGAGGUCUCAGUUGGAGUUGUUCCAGAGCAGCCUCAAAACUUGUCUUGUGAACAGAAGGGAGAAAAUGGGACUGUGGCCUGCAUGUGGAGCCCUGGGCGAGACACUCAUCUAAACACCAAUUAUAUGUUACAGUUAAAUGGACCAAAAAAUUUAACUUUGCAGAAGCAUUGCAAUGGGCAUUACUGCAAGCGCCUGGACCUUGAAGCCAGCCUUACCCCUGAGUUACCUGAAUCCAUGUACACAGCCAAGAUCACGGCCACCAAUCGUCUUGGAAAUUCCUCUUCACUUCUGUCUACAUUUACAUUCUCUGACAUAGUGAGGCCUCUCCCUCCAUGGGACAUCAGAAUCAGCUUUCUCAAUGCUUCUUCGAGCAGAUGCACCCUUCAAUGGAAAGAUGAGGGCUGGGUAUUGCUCAAUCGACUUAGAUAUCGGCCCCAUAGCAGCAGGUUCUGGAAUAUGGUUAAUAUCACAAAUGCCCAAAGAAAACAUGAUUUGCUGGAUCUAAAGCCAUUUACAGAAUAUGAAUUUCAGAUUUCCUCUAAACUACAUCUUUAUCAAGGAAGCUGGAGUGAGUGGAGUGAAUCAUUGAGAGUACAAACACCAGAGGCAGAGCCUACUGGAACAUUGGAUGUCUGGUACACGAAGCAAUACAUUGACUACAAUAGACAACAGAUUUCUGUUUUCUGGAAGAAUCUGAGUAUGUCAGAGGCAAGAGGACAAAUGCUGUGCUAUCGAAUAACCUUGCAGGAGGUGACAGGGAAGAAAAUUACACUACAGAACAUCACAAGCCAUACCUCCUGGACAUGGGUCAUUCCCAGAAAUGGGACUUGGACUGUGGCUGUGUCUGCAGUCAACUCGAGAGGAAGUUCCCUGCCCACUCGUAUUGAGAUAACGGACCUGUGCAGCACUGGGUCUCUGACCCCUCACAAGGUCUCUGCAAACUCAGAGGACAUGAAAGACAUUGUGGUGGCCUGGCAGCCUCCCAGAAAUGCUACCUCUGCUGUUCAGGAGUAUGUGGUGGAAUGGAAGUUGCUCCAUCCAGAGGCCAGCAUGCAGUCCCCUCUAAACUGGCUGCGGGUUCCCUCCUACAAUGUGUCAGCUCUGAUCUCAGAAAACAUAAAGCCCUACGUGUGUUAUGAGAUCCGCGUGCAUGCGCUGUCGGAGGGUGGAAGGGGAUGCAGCUGUGUCCAUGGUAGCUCCAAGAACAAAGCACCACUGAGUGGCCCCCACAUCAAUGUCAUCACAGAGGAAAGUGGGGGUGCUCUUGUUUCCUGGAACCACGUCCCAGUCCAAGACCAAAUGGGCUGCAUCCUCCAUUACAGGAUAUACUGGAAGGAGCAAGACGCCAGGUCCCUACCUGAAUUCUGUGAAAUUCCUUACAGCCCCUCCCAAAACUCACUUCCAAUUAAUAAGCUCCAUGCUAGAGUGACCUACGUCCUGUGGAUGACAGCUCUGACAGCCUCUGGUGAAAGUCCCCCAGGAAAUGAGAGGGGAUUUUGUCUACAAGGUAAAGGCACUUGGAAACCCUUUGUGGGAUCAAGCAUUUGCAUUGCCAUUGUCAUCGUGGGCAUCUUCUCCACACAGUACUUCCGGCAAAAGGUGUUUGUUCUCCUUUCGGCCCUCAAACCUCAGUGGUGCAGCACAGAAAUCCCAGAUCCAGCAAACAGCACUUGGGCCAAGAAAUAUCCCAUUGUGGAGGGAAGGAUGCAGCUGCCCAGGGACUGGAUCCCCAUAGCCUGGUGUGCUCCUGAAGAGCCCGAACCCCUGGUCAUCAAUGAAGUUCUUCAAGUGACCCCAAUCUUCCCACACUCACAAUGCACCAACUGGCCAAAAAUGGGGAGAGGUGUGCAAGGUCACUUCACUUCUAAGAAACACAUAGUGUAUAGUGCCUCCAGCCUACCACCUUCAAGAGCUGUUACAGCCGAGACAAGACAGCUAGCAGAUUUGUACAAGGUGCUGGGAAGCAGGGGUCCUGACUCAAGGCCAGGAAACCCAGCCAGUCCCUUGACAGUCCUCCCAGUGGACUACCUACCCAACCAUGAGGGCUACUUACCUUCCAACGUAGAGGAGCUCCCUCCACAGGAGGCACCUCUCACCGACCCUUUGGAAGAAUUGGAGCCACAGCAUAUCUCUCUCUCUAUCUUUGCAUCUCGUUCCCUUCACCCACUCACCUCCUGUGGUGAAAAGCUGACUCUGGAUCAGUUAAAGAUGGGGUGUGACUCCCUCCUACACUAAGUUUAAAAUCUGGAAAGCCAAUGUUGUUUCCAAACCAGCCCAGCAUGCCCCAUCUAUCCACCCCUACUCACCAUCUUUGGUAGCAUCAGCUCUGGCUGUAGCUAGAGGUCAGGCCAGCGAGUUCUUGGCUCUAAGAGCUUGCCUUUCCCAGGGCCUUACAAUUACAUCCUCCAACAUGUAGACCUAGGGAAUGGAACCUGGGAUCCUGGCAACUUCUUAGCUAUACUUACCAGGAAGGGAAAAAGCGACUGGCAGCAGCAAAGAUCCAGAUCAUUCAUACAAUAACUACCUAUAAAGUAUGUACUAUUCAACAGAAUUGAAGGCAUAGAAAUUCUGUCUACAGUCAACAGAGUAGACAAUAUUCACAUUGGCUGUUAAUCCCUUAGUCUGUCUAGCAUGACCAUGGAAAUGAAUUUUUAUAGUGAAUAGCCACACAUGGCUUAUAGCUGCUAUACAGAAUGCAACUCUAGAAGGUGGAUAAAUUAGAAAGCCCUCAAAACAAACAAGAUUAAUAAGAGGUAAAUACAACUCAAGUGUACCAUACACAUUAAUGAAAUAUGAUGAAACCCCUUAUGAUGCACAAUAUGUCAAUAAAAUAUUUUUCAACCAACCUAGUUUUAUGGCUGAGACCUAAGACGCUGGUGAACUCUUAUAUAUAAGGGCAGUUGGGAUGGUCAUGACUAUCUUUAGACACUUUUUCCCCAACUUUCCUAGUUGGUUUCUUCUUAUUUUUUUUGUCAGUUGUGGGGGUUGAACUCAAGGCCUGGUCACUGUAGUGUUUUUGCUCAUAGCUAGAGCUCUACCAUUUUGAGUCACAACUCCAUUUCCAGUUUUUGAGUGGUUAA
Molecule: messenger RNA, 3410 nt
Organism: Perognathus longimembris pacificus (Pacific pocket mouse)
Lineage: Eukaryota; Metazoa; Chordata; Mammalia; Rodentia; Heteromyidae
Gene: Il12rb2
Product: interleukin 12 receptor subunit beta 2
Exons: 15
Coding region: 1-2565 (854 amino acids)
Biological process (GO): cytokine-mediated signaling pathway
Cellular component (GO): external side of plasma membrane; signaling receptor complex; membrane
Molecular function (GO): cytokine binding; cytokine receptor activity
Source: RefSeq, a predicted model, not a curated record